UUCAGCACCACUCACAGGGACAGCUCAUGCUAUCUGUAUCUCCAUCCUCUCCCAAUACCUAUCCAGCUCUUCUCCCAUCUAACAUCAUCUUCCUCAUCUUCACUGUCUGUCCUCUACCCAUCCCUAUACCUCUUCUCUCUAUAACAACAACCCUCCUACUCCCUCCUCACCCUCCCCGCCUAUGUGCUCCCAUCCUCCCCCCUCCCCCAGUCUGUGCAUUGGUUGCUGGCUUGUGCAGUUUCUCCUGGAUGUGACUGCAUCAAACCGCAGGUACCCAUCGCUAUCUGGAGGUAACGAGAGAGCCAGCACCUGACAUAGACUGCCGAGAGACUGCACCUGAAGGACAGGAUUAGAGUGAGGGCUGGAAGGAGGGGAGGGAUGCCCAUAUCUGAGUGACUGUGUCUGCAGAGCUGAGGGCUGGGCGCUGUCCCCAGCACUCAUCACCUAAAUCCUGAGGAGCUCUGCUGCAUCUUCCUCAGCAUCCGGAGCCUGUCCAGCGCUGAUCCCUGGAGCUUCCCCUGGACCGUUCUCCCCUCCCUGUCCCCAGGGUGUGUCUGUGUAUGAUCCGCUCCCUGGCCAGCUCAUCUCUGCUUGAAGAUGGCGGAUCGAGCUGAGAUGUUUUCUCUCUCAACCUUCCACUCCCUCUCCCCCCCCGGCUGCAGGCCGUCUCAAGAUAUCAGUUUGGAGGAAUUUGACGAUGAAGAUUUAUCUGAAAUUACAGAUGACUGUGGGAUUGGAUUAAACUAUGACUCGGACCACUGUGACAAGGACAGCCUUGCGUUCGGUCGCUGUGAUCCAUCACGUGUUUUGUGCAGCUUCCAGGAGGAUUUCCAUGAAUUUGAGAUGAUUGAUGAGGAUGACGAUGAAGAAGAAGAAGAAGAGGAGGAGGAGGAGGAAAAUCCAGGUGAAGAGAACAUGAAGCAGCAAGAAGCACCACCUUCCCCAAGUCCAUCACCUCUUCCUCCCGAAGACAGCCUGAAAAAUAGACCUAGCACCUUGAGACUGAGUGCUCCUCGAACACAGGAUACACUUAACAACAAUGGUGGAUUCAUUUCUCAGAGAGACAGCUGGGCAGAUCCUGAGAGGAAUGAGACUGAGUUUGUCUCCCAUUCCCAAGUCGCUCAGUCGGAAAUGGAAAUGCACACAGGUUCUGCAAGUGACAAUAUAGGAAUAGAACUUGACAGGCCUCAGGGAAGUGAUGUCUCCAGAAUUCUACCUGCCAGUCUUCACCAGGUAGGAAAUGAAGGGCACUGGCCAGCUGAUGCAGCAUCCAGAGUCACAACACCACCCCAAGAACAUCAUGAUGAUUUAAGCCCAGAGAGGAGAUUAAGCACACGAGGGCAUCCAUCUAAUUCUUCAAACGAAACAACAUCUCCAUCAUCAGAUCCUGGAAUUGAGGCUGAUCUGACAAGUCGUGGUCGGUUCAUGCCACCUGGAGACUGUAGUCAGGAUCUCAGCUCACCUGGUUCUGAUUCUGAUAUAGAAGGUGAACUUGAAGCAGCCUUUGCCCGUGAAGGUGGAAGGUUGGUUGGAACUAUGAUCUCCUCUAUCUCAGAGACAGAGCUGGACCUUAGCAGUGAUUCAAGCAGUGGUAGAUCAUCUCACCUAACAAACUCUAUUGAGGAGGCCAGCUCACCCACAUCUGAUCCUGAGCCAGAUCAUGUUGGAGAGGGAGAUGGAGGUCGACAAGGAAUUAAAGAUUCAAUCCUCUUAGAUAAGGAAGAAGAAAAUGCCCCAGUACUGGUGGAACCAGAAGAAAAAUACAGUUCCUGGAAUAUAGAUGAAGCACCGGUACAUGAGGGACCUGAUGUCAAUGCACAACGUAGUCUUGAAAGCCUUCGCCGGUCAUUUUAUUUGCCAGUGGGACCCAAGCUUAUGCCAGAAACAGAGGCUAAUAGUGAAUAUGACUCUGACUCUGAGUCAGAGGCUGAUUUGAGUGAGGAUUCUGACUCACCAUGGCUGCUCAGCAACUUGGUAAAUAAAAUGAUAUCUGAAGGCUCAUACCCAAUCACCUGUCCAGAUGAAUGUUUUCAAAGGCAAACUAGCCCUUCUUGCGACACCCUCUCCCCAGCUUCAGAAUUGGAUCCUGAGAACCUAGAGCAAGAAGUGGAGGCUGAGCUAAACAGUCCUAAGGAUCCAUCUGAUGAUUUGGUGUCAAAACAACAGAGCAUUGAAUUAGUAGAUAUGGAAACUCUACAAAACUCUUUGAGCCACACAGAGAGAGAAGAGACCCGUCCUGGCUUGUAUCUUCUGCAUGAUUCACGUGAUAUUGUUACUCCAAUCUUUGAAGGACUUCCUCUCCACUUAGAGGGCUUAUCACACACUGCUAAGUGUCUUCCACAGUCUCCUGGGCAUAGAGCUGAACUGAAACCAAGGCCUGGAACAGAGCAACUACUGCAGAAUCCAGCUGAGGGCUGGGAUAUUGACCGUGAUCUGGAUUCUGGCAUCCUGGAAGAUAAUGAACUUUGUGAUGACCUCUGUCAGGAACUAAACCAAACCCAACCCACAAUGGACAUCUCCACAGCCCAGACCAACCAUGGCUUUAACCUGGAAUAUUCUGGUGAGGAAGACGAGGAGAUACCUUAUUAUAGAAGCCUAAAAAGUUCUCCAUUCCAGAGCUGUGUUGGGGAUAAAUCUUUUAUGGGCUCCCCAAACAAUGAAACACGGUUAAUAGAUGAUUCUCUGGCCUACGAUUCAAUGAAGUACACUUUGGUAGUGGAUGAGCACACUCAGUUGGAGUUGAUUAGUCUACAGCGAUGCACCUCCAUAAUGAGUGAUGGAAGUGACCUCCUUAGAGCAUGUGAUGCCGGUGAUCUAGAGGAGGAUGAAUUUGGAGAUGAAGUGGAAGUCAAUGAACAAGAAUCCUCAUCAGGUGACUCAUCUCCUGAGCCCAAUAUGCCUUUCUCCAAGAAAUUCCUCAAUGUUUUUGUGAACAGCACAUCACGAUCCUCAAGCACCGAGUCCUUUGGGCUGUUUUCCUGUGUACUUAAUGGAGAGGAGCGUGAACAGACACAUAGAGCUGUGUUCAGGUUCAUCCCUCGUCAUGAAGAUGAACUGGAAUUAGAUGUUGAUGACCCUUUGCUGGUGGAGUGCGAAGAUGGUUCUUGGUGUCGCGGGUACAACAUGAGGACGGGCGAGAGAGGAAUCUUUCCUUCUUUCUAUGCCCAUGAGGUGGUGUGUCCGGUAAAAGAGAAUGUUGUUCUCAGGGGGAACUCUCCGUGGGUCCAGGUGUUCGAUGUCCAGUUUCUGGGAUCUGUAGAGGUUCCUCAUCAUCAAGGCAAUGGCAUCCUAUGUGCAGCUAUGCAAAAGAUCGCAACUGCAAGAAAAUUGACGGUACAUCUGCGACCGCCUGCCAGCUGUGAACUUGAAAUUUCACUACGUGGUGUCAAACUCAUCCUUAGAGGCGAUGACCGACCAGAGGAUGAACGUUGCAGUCACUUUUUCCAGAUGAAGAAUAUAUCGUUCUGCGGAUGCCAUCCACGCAACAGCUGUUACUUUGGCUUUAUCACGAAACAUCCUGUCCUGAGCCGCUUCGCUUGUCAUGUCUUCGUUUCCCAGGAUUCCAUGCGACGUGUGGCUGAGUGUGUGGGACGCGCAUUCCAAGAAUUCUAUCAGGAACACGUGGAGUUCAGUUGCCCCACGGAGGAUAUUUACCUGGAGUAACCAGGGUCUGUAGAUAUAUAGAGGGGAUCCGGGUAUAUAUAUAUAUAUAUAUAUAUAUAUAUAUAUAUAGAAAGUGUGGGAAAUCCCAGAGUCAUCAUCAGUCAGCCAGGAAAGCAGGGGUGGGAGCUUGCAUGACCCCUGACAUCAGACUUCACCCCCACAAAACCUUUCCUAGGAAUACUGUUAUUUCAGUGAAACAGAACAUUUCACGUUAACCCUUUUCCUGCUUCAGACUGCAGAGUAUCUCAUGUUAAGCACUUCUCUUUCCUAUUAUGCACUAAAACUCUUUGCAUCGCAACCUCCUUCCUAAUAUUUUGCGCAGACCAAUCCAUAUUACCGCCCUCCACUACAGAUGUCAAAACAUCUCACAGCAUUCUUUCCUUUUGAUAAAUUGCUGAGUAUCACAGUUCAACUCCCCACUCCAUCUCCUGACUGCAUAUGGUAUUGCAUUAUUUAUAAUUAGCUACCAGCAGCAGAGCAUCUCACAUUGGCCCAAGGCUGCCACAUCGACCCUGUUUUAAUGGACUCGUAAAACUUCUUGAUUCUGUUGGCAACUCAUGACUAGUGAUUCCCUUCUAUUAUAUAUAAUUCAUAUGAUGUAGGAGUAAAAAUAAUAGAUUUUUCUCUUGCACCUUAUGCAUGCUUCACACUAUUGCAAGCACUUUUCAUGCAAUACCCAACAACAUGAAGACGUUAUAUGUGUCCUAGAAAAAAUGGAGAACGUGUGAACCCUAAAUCAGCAGCUUCCCCUCAAAAGACCAUUGCAGAAGAUAUCUUCUUUAUAUGCAGAGCAUCUCAGGUUUAUCCAUUCCCUAGCCACUAUGGACCUGAAUUGAUACAUAUCUUCCUUUUCGUUCCUACAACACCUCAACCACAGCUAGCUUCAGACUGGCAACGAUUGUGAUAAUUAACUCUUUUACACACCAGCAGAGCAUGAUGCUUUUAAUCUCUGUAGAGCAUCAGUAUUUUAUGGCUUUUGCAGAUAAUUUAGUUGGCUAUUUCUCACGGAAUUGUCCUUCUUUUACACAUCAGAACACCUUUGCAGCUCACUCAUCCAUUAUCUCUUUCACUGCCAAUAAUCACAAAAUCAUUGUGCUUUAGUAUGCUUGUGACAUAAAGGAUUAGUGAGAUUAAUAACUGCUUUCUAUAUGGAGAAAUCUCCGGUACCUUUUGUUUCAAUUUAUCUAAUUCCUUAAACUUUCAAACCAUUAAAAUACCCGAGGAUAUGUCUCGUAUAAAAAAAGGAAAGAUUGGGUUUGUUACACAUGGUACUUUGAACUAUUUAGAUACUGUGUCAUAAAGUCAGAACACGGAUAUUCCAAACCCUGUAAAUAUAACCACAUAUAAUACAAGCCUGGGGAAGGUCAGUAGUUGCAGGUGACAUGCAGCUCAACUCAUAUAUAACAGAGUUCAUGAUAUUGAAUAUUGUAUUUUGAAGAAUGUCGAUGUCUGAAUGUGGUAACAGUAUCUUUAGAGAUAUAAAGGCCACAUGAGCUGCACUCCAGUUACAUUCUUUUUAAAUGGCUUUUAGCACUUUGUCUGCCAUCGGCCUGCAACAUUUCACUCUAUAAAUCUUUCCCUGGCUACCUGUCUGCAGGUGAUGUCUGUAAGAAUCCUGUUCUAUAAGGAUCCUGCAACUUAUCAGUUCACUUUGCACUCCCUCCAGGGAUAGUUUAUUAAUGUUUUAAACUCCCUCAUCCCUCCCCCCCAGCAUUCAUUCUGAAUGGCUCACAUCUUAUUGCCCUAUAAAUUGACUCCCUUUAGGAAAACUGCAGCUAUGAAACCUCUACCCCUGCAGCUCAUCUCAUCUGUGACUCACCCUUACCCUUACCGUAUAUUCCUCACAUUUUCCAAACGCCUAGGUGGACACAUACUAAGAUCUCAUCCGUAAAUAAAACCUCUCCAAUUCUUGUUAUUCCAUAUAGACUAUGUAUUAGAUUACAAGAUGCACUGGAGAGUUAUCAUAAGUUAGAGCAUGUCCACCUUUCAACUUUCAAUGCCAGACCUGCAGUAAAAGGGUUAACGGCAUUAGGAGCUGGACUAGAGCAUGGAGACGGAACAUCAGUCUAGAUACAUACCCACAUAGUAGUCAGAGGAGAGGAUAUGGGGUCCUUUCUGUUAAAUAAGAGAGCGUUAAAUGAAUUUUAGCAGGGAAGAGGAAAAGUUACCGCAUAUCAUGGAAUAAGUGGAGAUUAAAGGAUCGUCCAGGAUUGUUUGAAGCACUGACACGAAGAGAAGAUUUAGUGGUAGGAACAACUCUAGUUCGUAAAUAUUAUCAUUGUGGGGGACAAAUAUGUAGCAUAAAGGAGGAGUUAUAGUGCUUAGUGUGACUUCUAGAUCAUAGUACGGGAGUUUACCUGUUAUAGGGAAUAUUUUUAGGAGGCAUUAUACAUUUCACACGAUUAGGGGAUAUCGAUUUUUCAUGCCAUGGCUCAUUUUCUCUUUCUGCAUCAAAUAAAAGUUUGAGCUGCA
Messenger RNA from Pelobates fuscus (common spadefoot toad), 6135 nucleotides. RefSeq names its product mitogen-activated protein kinase 8 interacting protein 2 (gene MAPK8IP2). The record is from RefSeq and is a predicted model, not a curated record. NCBI's taxonomy places the organism in Eukaryota, Metazoa, Chordata, Amphibia, Anura, Pelobatidae. Gene Ontology annotation, cellular component: cytoplasm. Gene Ontology annotation, molecular function: JUN kinase binding; MAP kinase scaffold activity. Bases 598 to 3663 code for a protein of 1021 amino acids. The transcript has 12 exons. Gene Ontology annotation, biological process: regulation of JNK cascade; JNK cascade.